AUGAUGUCCUACCUGAAGCAGCCCCACUACGCCGUCAACGGGCUGGCGCUCGCCGCGCCCGGCAUGGACCUGCUGCACUCCGCCGUGGGCUACCCCGCCACGCCGCGGAAGCAGCGCCGCGAGCGCACCACCUUCACGCGGGCGCAGCUGGACAUCCUGGAGGCCCUGUUCGCCAAGACCCGCUACCCCGACAUCUUCAUGCGCGAGGAGGUGGCCCUCAAGAUCAACCUGCCCGAGUCCCGCGUGCAGGUCUGGUUCAAGAACCGCCGGGCCAAGUGCCGCCAGCAGCAGCAGCAGCAGAGCAGCGGCCAGGCCAAGGCGCGGCCCGCCAAGAAGAAGAGCUCGCCGGCGCGCGAGGCCGCCCCGGAGCCCGGCACGGCGGCCGCCGCGGCCGGGGGGGGCCCCUACAGCCCGGCGCCCCCCGGCCCCGCCGCCACCCCCGGCGCCACCGUCUCCAUCUGGAGCCCGGCGGCCGCCUCGCCGCUCGGCGACCCGCUCGCCGCGGGACCGGGGCUGCCGCGCGCGGCCCCCUUCGCCGGCGCCUACGGCCAGGCGCCCGCCUACGGCCCCGGCUACGCCGCCGCCGGCGCCUACUUCGGCGGCCUGGACUGCGGCGCCUACCUGUCCCCCGCGGCGCCCGGGGCCGCCCUGAGCCCCCUGGGCCCCCCGGCCGCCGGCGCCCACCUGGCCGGGCCCCCGGGCGCCUUCGGGCCGCCGGCGCUGGGCUUCGGCGCCGCCGACUGCCUCGACUACAAGGAGCCGGCGGGCGCCUGGAAGCUGGGCUUCGGCGCCGACUGCCUCGACUACAAGGAGCCCGGCAGCUCCUGGAAGUUCCAGGUCUUGUGA
Molecule: messenger RNA, 846 nt
Organism: Dromaius novaehollandiae (emu)
Lineage: Eukaryota; Metazoa; Chordata; Aves; Casuariiformes; Dromaiidae
Product: homeobox protein otx5-like
Exons: 3
Coding region: 1-846 (281 amino acids)
Biological process (GO): multicellular organism development; regulation of transcription by RNA polymerase II
Cellular component (GO): nucleus
Molecular function (GO): RNA polymerase II cis-regulatory region sequence-specific DNA binding; DNA-binding transcription factor activity, RNA polymerase II-specific
Source: RefSeq, a predicted model, not a curated record